UUGGUAUCUUCAUGAUAUGAGCACGGGUCUUCUCCACUAAUAAUCCACAGGUGUUAUCUGUUAGGUCAGUUAGCGGCAAGAUUUGACCACCCCAGUUUGAAGCAAACGUUACCGCAAAGAUGUUCCGCUUUUUCAAUAUUCUGCCAGCCCCUCUGCAGAUGUGCGUGAGAUCAAUUUGCAUUCACCCCGUACCCGACGUUACUGAGGAUGAGAAAAGGGCGAAAAUUCAAAGCUCUAAUAUAGAACGAGAUUUGUUUGAACAAGCCAAGCUUGAGGUGAACGUGAUCAAAAUAUUGCUACUUGGUGCUACAGAGAGUGGUAAGAGUACCAUGGUCAAGCAGAUGAAGAUCAUCCACAGUCAUGGCUUCUCCAAGCCAGAGCUUAUUAGCUUCAAGGCUGCAGUGCUGGAUAACCUCCUGACCUCCAUGAAGUUUGUGCUGCGCGGCAUGGGACUGCUGAGGAUUAAUCUGGCCAACAAGAAGAACAAGGCCCAUGCCCGCUCUGUGCUGUCCUGUGGCCAGUGUUUUGGGGAGGACGGGGAGCUGCUGCCGUUUGUGGCUCUGUCUUUCUGUGCUCUCUGGGCCGACCAGGGUGUGAGAGCUGCAGCUGCCAGGGGCUACGAGUUCCAACUCAACGACUCAGCGCUCUAUUUCUUUGAGAACAUAAGUCGGAUCAUCUCUCCCAGAUACAUUCCCACUGAGGCGGACGUCCUGCGGGUGAGGGUGCGAACCUCCGGAAUCAUCGAGACUCAGUUUCCAGUCAAUCACAUGGUUUUCAGGAUGUAUGAUGUGGGCGGCCAGCGGACCAAGAGGAGGAAGUGGCUCAGCUACUUUGACUGUGUCCGGGCCGUGCUGUUUGUUGUGGCGCUCAGUGACUACGACAUGACCCUGACGGAGGACCGCUCUAUGAACCGGCUACAAGAGAGCCUUGAACUCUUUACCUCCAUCUGCACCAACAUAGUUUUCAGAAGUACCUCAUUGAUUCUGUUAAUGAACAAAAGUGACCUCUUCCAGGAGAAGAUCUUAAACUCAGGAAGGCAUUUGCGACUCUACUUCCCUAGUUACAAAGGAGCCGACUGGGAUGUGGAUGCUGCCUCGCGUCACAUCACUGCCAUGUUUGUGGCCUGCAACAGGACCACCAACAACCUUGUCUUCCACCACUACACCACUGCCACGGACACCCACAACGUACGGGUGGUCUUCCACGUCGUCAUGGACACCAUCGUCAAGGAGAACUUGGAGGCGGUCUCGUUGCUAUAAGACUUUCUAGAUUUUAUUGAUGGAUAUUUGUUUUUAUAUAAUUUAACAGGUAAUAUUUACUAAUAUGGAUGGACAUUCCUCAUUUGGAUUUUUUUUCAAUAAUCAUGUUGGUGUUGACAUGUUUUAAUUCAAUAAAAUAAUGUACAGGCCUA
Oncorhynchus tshawytscha (Chinook salmon) is the source of this 1411-nucleotide messenger RNA. Its product is annotated as guanine nucleotide-binding protein G(o) subunit alpha-like. The coding region runs from base 120 to 1259 and encodes 379 amino acids. Lineage: Eukaryota; Metazoa; Chordata; Actinopteri; Salmoniformes; Salmonidae. Gene Ontology annotation, molecular function: GTPase activity; guanyl nucleotide binding; G-protein beta/gamma-subunit complex binding. Gene Ontology annotation, biological process: adenylate cyclase-modulating G protein-coupled receptor signaling pathway. The transcript is spliced from 11 exons. The record is from RefSeq and is a predicted model, not a curated record. Gene Ontology annotation, cellular component: heterotrimeric G-protein complex.